AUGGUGAAGUUGCAAGAAAAGCCGAAACCACUGGAUAUGACACUCAAGAUCAUUGGGAAUUCAGCGGUCGUCAUGAACACGGUCGCGAGAGACCCCAAGGAACCUGAGAUACGUCCUGAACCGGCAGAAGAGACCCAUUCUGACCUGGGCCCAGAAGUUAAGAUCCUGGAUCCAGGGAAUGUCCCUGAUGCCGAGGAUAAUGUCCGGGCUCAAGACCCGUCACUAGAUGUCCAGUCACAGACGAGCUGUCCUGCACUGAUCCAAAGGCUGGAGGCGGGAUAUGCUCGAGUGAUGCGAGUCUCUGCUGAAGAACUGAAUCUGGAACCCGCUGUAUAUCUCAGAGAAGGUAGCAACUGGAUGGCACAGCUACGAAACCAACUCAUCAUGCUCCCGGAAAUCGAAGAACUGACCUCGGAAUGUAACAUCGACGAAGCUAUUGUCGGGGUUCCAGGGGUCACAAUUCCAGAGAUGGAAGCCAAGAUGAGAAGGAUCCUGAAAUGUCAUCGCAGCAUCUUCCUGGGAUAUGGCAACGCAGCCCCGAUCCCGGCUAGGGGCGUAGUGAGCGAUAUCGACGUGGGUGAAGCAAAACCAGUAUCUUUGCGUGCGAGACAGAUUGCUGCACCUUUUUUGGUGAAGGUGUUUAAACUCUUGAAGAAGUUAUUGGAGGCGGGGCUCAUUGAGCAUUCAGAGUCCGAGUGGUCAUCACCUAUUGUGAUUGUGCUGAAGAAAAACGGCGUAGACAUCAGGAUGUGCAUUGACUAUCGACUUCUGAAUUUGCUCAUUAAGCUAUCCCGCUAUCCUCUACCCCUGAUUGAUGAUCUGUUGGUAGACUUUAAAUCCGCGAUGUGGUUUAUGAGUCUCGACAUGGCGAGUGGAUUCUGGGCGCAGAGCAUCAUCAACAACUGUCAGUGGGGAUUUGCCCGUCUACCUCCUGAAGAGAAAGCAAUGGUUGACCCAGAAGUGCUAGCGUUCCUGAAUCUCGAGCCUCAAGAAACCCUGAAACCUGAAGUGGAUAUGAGUGAUGCAGAGAUUCCAUCAUUGGACAUGACUGUAUUCCGACGCAAUAUCCCGGUUCCGUCACAAAUGGGUCCGGUCUUGGGAAGUAGCUCGUAA
Molecule: messenger RNA, 1113 nt
Organism: Phytophthora megakarya
Lineage: Eukaryota; Oomycota; Peronosporomycetes; Peronosporales; Peronosporaceae
Source: the annotation of a GenBank genome assembly